Messenger RNA from Hibiscus syriacus, 1723 nucleotides. Its product is annotated as internal alternative NAD(P)H-ubiquinone oxidoreductase A2, mitochondrial-like. The transcript has 9 exons. NCBI's taxonomy places the organism in Eukaryota, Viridiplantae, Streptophyta, Magnoliopsida, Malvales, Malvaceae. Bases 17 to 1510 code for a protein of 497 amino acids. Gene Ontology annotation, molecular function: NADH dehydrogenase activity. The record is from RefSeq and is a predicted model, not a curated record.
UUUCUGAUACGGUGGAAUGAUAUCAGCCAUGUUUCGGUUUACAAAAUUAAUCAAACUCUCCACAACAACGAACUCCAAAAUCCCCAUCGCCAAAUCCCUUCUACAAGCUUCUUUAUCCCACUUCAGCACCGCCAGCCACCACCCUUCAUCGGCGGCUCAGGCAUCAGGUCUGGGACCCACCAAGCCAGAUGAGAAACCAAGGGUGGUGGUGUUAGGAUCUGGAUGGGCUGGUUGCAGGCUAAUGAAAGGCUUGGACCCCAACCUGUAUGACAUCGUUUGUGUGUCACCUAGGAACCAUAUGGUAUUUACUCCGCUAUUGGCUUCAACUUGUGUUGGGACUCUUGAGUUCAGGUCCGUAGCUGAACCCAUUGCCAGGAUUCAGCCCUCGAUCUCCUCAGCACCCGGAUCUUAUUUUUUCCUUGCUAAUUCUACUGCCGUGGAUACUGAAAACCAUGAGGUGCAUUGUGAGACUGUUACUGAUGGAACAAACACCGUGGACCCUUGGAAGUUUAGGAUUUCAUAUGAUAAGUUGGUCAUUGCAUCAGGAGCAGAUGCGUCAACGUUUGGAAUACAUGGCGUCAAAGAACAUGCACUUUUUUUGCGUGAAGUUCACCAUGCUCAGGAAAUUCGGAGGAAGCUACUUCUGAACUUGAUGUUAUCUGAUGUGCCAGGGCUUCCUGAAGAAGAGAAACAGAGAUUGCUGCAUAUUGUUGUUGUUGGAGGUGGUCCGACUGGGGUUGAGUUUAGUGGUGAACUUAGUGAUUUUAUUAGGAAGGAUGUUCAUGAAAGAUACACUCAUGUAAAAGACUAUAUUCAUGUCACACUGAUUGAGGCUAAUGAGAUACUGUCUUCCUUUGAUGACCGCCUCCGGCGCUAUGCAAUUAAACAGUUAACAAAGUCAGGAGUUCGUCUGGUUCGUGGGAUUGUGAAGGAUGUUAAACCUGAAAAUCUUGUCCUUUCGGAUGGUUCUGAGGUUCCCUAUGGAUUAUUAGUAUGGUCCACAGGUGUUGGUCCUUCUCCUUUCGUAAAAUCUCUAGGCCUUCCGAAAUCUCCUGGUGGAAGGAUUGGUAUUGAUGAGUGGCUUCGAGUUCCUACUGUGCAGGAUGUGUUUUCGAUUGGUGACUGCAGUGGGUUUCUAGAAAGUACUGGUAAACCAGUCCUUCCAGCUUUAGCACAGGUUGCCGAGCGACAAGGAAAGUAUCUAGCGAACCUAUUGAAUAAAAUCUGUAAAGACGGUGGAGGACAUGCCAACGGUGCUAAGGACAUGAACAUGGGGGAUCCGUUCGAGUACAAGCAUCUCGGGAGCAUGGCAACUGUUGGCAGAUUCAAGGCUCUUGUUGAUCUAAGACAGAGCAAGGAAGCAAAAGGGAUAUCUCUAGCCGGAUUCGCGAGCUGGUUUAUAUGGCGCUCGGCGUAUCUAACACGAGUAGUCAGCUGGAGAAAUAGAUUCUAUGUUGCUAUUAACUGGUCCACAACAUUCGUUUUCGGCCGAGACAUAAGCAGAAUAUGAAUUCACAGAGAGGGAGAGGCGACAAUGGUUAUCAAGUUCUAAUCAGCAAGAUGCAUUUGUCUAGUUAAUCAGGUUAUCAGCCUGGGGAAAUUCCUACUAUUUUCAUUUGAGAUAUAUUUUUACCAAGUUAAAAGACAAUAUAUAUCACAUUAUGUACAUUUGAGAAUAGAUAAUUAUUAUUUGGCUGGCGAAUGCCGAGAUGGUCAAAUGUUA